This is a messenger RNA of Osmerus eperlanus (European smelt), 3189 nucleotides long. RefSeq names its product dual specificity calcium/calmodulin-dependent 3',5'-cyclic nucleotide phosphodiesterase 1B-like. Bases 303 to 1862 code for a protein of 519 amino acids. Gene Ontology annotation, cellular component: neuronal cell body. The transcript has 14 exons. Lineage: Eukaryota; Metazoa; Chordata; Actinopteri; Osmeriformes; Osmeridae. Gene Ontology annotation, molecular function: calmodulin-activated 3',5'-cyclic-GMP phosphodiesterase activity. The record is from RefSeq and is a predicted model, not a curated record. Gene Ontology annotation, biological process: signal transduction.
AACACACAGGCACACACCCACAAACACACACACUUUGACACACUUUUGGCCUGGCCAAUCACAGUGCAGCAGAGUGGGUCCCUCAGAAGUGGGUGUCUGUGGUGGGUGAGUCAGAAGUGCUGUUCAGGACAGACAAGUUUUGGUUUAGGCAGCUCAGAGAACUUUUUACUCUCUUGUUCUGCUCUCUCUCUCUCUUACUCUCUCUCUAUCUCUCUUCCUCUCUCUCUAGCUCGGUUUUCUCCCUGAGUAACUACGUAUUGCCUGACUGUAGGCUGUGAGAGUAAAGUUACACUCUGGGCUGGAUGGCUGAGCUUGUGAGAGUUCGUAGGAAGCAUCUUCAGAUCCCUAUCACCAGGUUGAGGUGCAUGGUCAAGCAGCUGGAGGAGAAACAUGUGGACGUUGAAGAUCUCAAGAGGAACCUGGAGUGCACGGCAUCUCUGCUGGAGGCUGUCUACAUCGAUGGGCCCAGACAGUCUCUGGAUGUCGAAGAUGACCUUCAGCAGCUGCAGUCCGAUGGCGUCCCGUCGGAGGUCACCGAUUGGCUGGCCUCCACGUUCACCCGGAAGGUUCAGCAAGCUGCCCGCCGGGCUGACGACAAGCCCAAGUUCCGCAGCAUCGUCCACGCAGUGCAAGCUGGGAUAUUUGUUGAGAGGAUGUUUAAGAGGGCGUACACGGCGGCCAUUCCAGACCAGCCUGAAGACGUGGUCCACUGUCUCAGGGACGUGGACCGUUGGAGUUUUGACGUGUUUGCGCUGAACUCAGCCAGCUGUGACCACGCCCUGCAGACUCUGUUCUUCGAGCUGGUCACCAGAUACCAGCUCAACAGCAGAUUCAAGAUCCCCAUCUCGUGCCUGACGUCCUUCCUGACUGCGCUGGAGUCGGGCUACUGCAAGAACAGCAACCCGUACCACAGCCACGUCCACGCCGCCGACGUCACACAGACGCUCCACUGCCUGCUGCUACGCACCGGCCUAGUGCAUUGGCUGACUGAGCUGGAGGUGCUGGCCUCACUAUUCGCUGCUGCCAUUCAUGACUACGAACACACAGGCACUACUAACAACUUUCACAUUCACACCAAGUCAGAGUUGGCCAUGAUCUACAACGAUAGGUCGGUCCAGGAAAGCCACCAUAUUAGUGCUGCUUUCCGUCUGCUGCAGGAGGAGCAGAUGAACAUCUUCAUGAACCUCUCACGAGAGGAGUGGAGGGAGCUACGAGCACUGGUCAUCGAGAUGGUCCUGGCUACAGACAUGACCUCUCACCUCCUCCAGAUCAAAUCCAUGAAAGCUUCUCUACAGCAGCAGGAGGGGAUAAACAAACCCAGAGCACUGUCCCUCCUCCUGCAUACAGCAGACAUCAGCCAUCCAUCCAAGCCCUGGAACCUGCACUCUCGCUGGACCAAGUCUCUCAUGGAGGAGUUCUUCAGACAGGGGGACCGAGAAGCACAGCUGGGUCUUCCCUUCUCUCCUCUCUGUGACCGGAACAGCACCCUCAUCGCUGAGUCUCAGAUAGGCUUCAUUGACUUCAUUGUGGACCCUACAUUCUCCUUGCUGAUGGACAUGGCAGAGAAGAUAGUCAUUCCUCUGGUUGAGGAGAAUCCUGGUCCUCCAGACCCCUGCAACAGACACAGCUCCUUGUGGAAGGAGAGCUCCAGGGGCCUGCAGUGGAGUCUGCCCCACGUCACCGCUGAGCUGGUCAGCUUCAGGUCCACAUGGACACGUCACACAGAGGACAACAAGUUCAGAUGGAAGGAGAGCGGCUCCAACGGGUUCUCUGAUCCCAGCCUGACAAAGGACGAGUCGUGUGAGGAUGUGCCCUCUGAUAAAUGUCUGCAAUCUCCUGAUACGGAACCUGCUAAAUCGUAGAAAGUGUGACACAAUCGUUGUAUCGUGUGUGAGGGUGUGUGAGUGUGUGCGUUUGUGUGUGUGUGUGUGUGUGAGUAUGUGUGUGUCUGUGUGUGUGAGUGUUAGCUGAUAAGGUGCCUUUACAUCAGUGAGUGACUAAACCAAUAGGAAUAUAUGCAGAUGUUGAAUCCUCCAUAUUUGUGGAGUUUGCACUGAAGGGAACUAUAAUGAAGUCUUAUGAUAGGAAUUAGAAAAAUGUGUAUUAUAACUAUUUAAAGAACAUGUCUAAACAUGCUGGUUGUGUUCUAUUUAAAGUAUUUUAUUACAACUAAAUAUCCUUGUAGAAUUAUUGGCCUGAAACAAACCAAGCAUUUUAGCAGUUACAGAAAGGUUGAACAUUUGAGAAUGAAACAGAAGAUGAAAUGUUUCAGAUGUCUGAAAUGGAAGAGAGACUAUGGAGACUAUUCAUCACUAUAUAGACUAUUCAUCACUAUGGAGACUAUUCAUCACUCUAGGGCCGGUCCCAUUGUGUGUUAUGUUAACAGUAUCAGAUGUGUACAUGUGUAAAGAUGACAAAAGGUUUAUUGCGUCUGUAGGCUUUCUCUGAUACGAUUCUGAAGAACAAUUAAACAUAAUCUCACAUUCAAACCCUGCACGUGAUUUUUAUCAUGAAUCUAAAGAUUUCAAGCAUUGAUACUAAAUCUGUCAAAACAAGCAUGUGACUCUUUAGAUUAGUAGUCGAUGAGUAGAUUAUCUAUAAAUGCUGAAAAUAUAGUCAGUAAACUAUCAAAUGUUACAAACGUUAAAUGACAGGACAAGCCUUCUCCUAUUGGAUGUGUUUUAGAAAGAUAUAUAAACCUACAUUGUGGGAAUUUGUUGAGAAAAGGUCCCAUUUUAAAAUAUAAAUGUGUUUUUUGCUAACACUGCCCAAUUCACUGAAUCAUUUAUGAUCCUGGUGGCUAUUUUAGGAACUAUUUUUUGCAACUCAACAUUUCUCCACACCUGGUAAGUGAUGCACUGCUAAUGCAAGGGGAGGAAUUGUCCUGGAGCCCUGCUAGCGACUCACCCUGCUAGCGACUCACCCUGCUAGCGACUCACCCUGCUAGCGACUCACCCUGCUAGCGACUCACCCUUACGGUUAUGUUUCAUGUUUAAUGAUGUGGAUGCUUUAUGAGAUUUGGAAAUUGAGAAAGAAUACAAGGAGUGAGCUCUUUGCCACACACAUAUCUUCUUUUAAUGUCAAAUAUUUCUUAACUGGGUAAGGUUCUAUGAGAAAUAAGAAACACUUCAGCCAUUUCAUUAUUUUAUUGUAUCAAACAAAUCCAGAUUACAGAUGUAAUAAUUGUCA